UCGGUGCAAGGGAUCUAACGCGAUCAGAGAGAGAGAGGAAAAGGCGAAGGCAUAGAUCCGUCCCCAGAUACCAUCGACCCCCAAAGCCUUCUGCUCCUCCAAAACGUAGAUCGGUAACCGAAACGCUUGCUUCGCCACAGGGUCGAGCGGAAGGCGGGCAGCCGGGCGUCGGGCGCGCAGACGCAGGGGUGAGGGCACGGGCGGCGGCGCCUGGACGGGCGCUGUGGAUCUCGUCGACUACGAUUGGGCGGGGAGGCUCUCUGCCUGGACGGACCCCGUGGAUCUCGGCGACGAUGUUGAGUGGUGAAGCUUCUUGGGUGGCGAUGCUUUGCGGGCUUGCGUGAAGGGGGUGCGCAACGAGCUCAGGCGUCCGAUUUCCUGCGCCUGCGCCUGAGCUCGGUUGCCUCAGUCAGGCAGCACAUCAGGGCACCAACCAAACACCACUCCGGUAAAUCUCAGGGAGGACUACGGUUAGGCAAAUUCGGCUCAGGGUGGCAUCCAAACAAGCCCCCUAAGUCCGCCCCUGAUUGAUGGCUGUGGGUUGGAAGCUGCUUCUUGUAUGCCCAUCUAGUGUUCGGUGCUGAUUCCGAGGACCGGAAUUCUGUGAAUCAGUCGUGAAGGUGUGGCUGUUUGUACUUUCUGAGGCGUGACGAAAUGGAAUGCAACAAGGAUGAGGCCCAAAGGGCGAAGGAGAUUGCGGAGAAGAAGUUCGCAGCCAGGGACCUGCAGGGUGCCAAGAAGUUUGCCCUCAAGGCUCAGGCUCUCUUUCCUGGGCUUGAAGGCAUUGUUCAGACGAUCGCCACCUUGGAUAUCUAUCUUGCUUCGGAGGUGAAGGUUGCUGGGGAGAAGGAUUGGUACUCGAUCCUUUCUGUCGCCACAACAGCAGAUGAUGAAACUCUGAAGAAACAGUACAGGAAGUUGGUUCUUCAGUUCCACCCUGACAAGAACAAGUCAGUGGGCGCUGAGGGUGCUUUUCAGAUGGUCCAAGAGGCGUAUACGGUGCUAUCUGAUAAAACCAAGAGAGCAGUAUAUGACCAAAAGAGGAAUAUAAGGGUACUCCAACAGAGGACAUUUCAAUCGAGUAAAGCAAGUGGUGCUCCUGGUGCAGCCAAUGGCUUCUACAAUGUUGCAACUGCUGCUUCCAAGGCGACAGUAUACAAGCAAACAGCAGGACCAGCAACCCGUGCAGUGCGCCCGCGCCCACCUCAACCUCCAACCCCAUCCGCUCCUCCUCCUGUGCCUGCUCCUACUCCACCUUUGGCGAAGCCCCCUACAUUUUGGACCUCAUGCAACAAAUGCAAGAUGAAUUAUGAGUACCUCAAGGUGUAUCUAAAUCACCAUCUUCGCUGCCCUAGCUGCCGUGAGCCAUUCCUAGCAAAAGAGGUACCAAUGCCACCAACUGAGAAUGUGGUACAGGAUUCAGACAUCAAUGGUGCAAAUCAAAAUGCAAGCUCUAAUAGAAAUUUCCAAUGGGGUCCAUUCUCAAGGGCUGCUGGCCCAGCUAGUGCUACUGCAUCAUCUGCUGCUGCUGCUCAAGCUGCUAAUGUGGUUCAUCAAACGUAUGAGAAAGUUAGGAGAGAGAGGGAGGAGGCACAAGCAACAGCAAGAAGGGAGGAGGCUCUUCGGAGGAAGUACAACCCUCUAAAAAGGCAUGCAAACAUGUCAGAGAAUGUUAAUCUUGGGACAGGCGAUGUUGCAUCUGGUAAGAAGAUAAGGACUAUGGGUAAAGAUGCUGGAGUUGGUUCUUCAUCGGUCGUAUCAGGUCCAGGAGCAAAUUGUUGUAGAGUGCCAGGUGGAAGUAUAUCAUUUUCUACCAACAGUGGAGCCUAUGGGUUUCAAGGCUUUAAUGGUGGACCCAAUUGGAAACCCAGGCCUCCUGUUCGUGUUAAUUUGUCCAAGACCCCUCCAUUCGAUGUUAGGAGUAUUUUGCUGGAAAAAGCAAAAAGUGAGUUAAAGAACAAGCUAACGGACCGCAAAACAUCUCAAGUUGCUGCUAGUGGAAAAGUGAGCAAGAAACAUGUGGUCAAGGAAAAUGGUGGGGAUGAUGGAACUCUUGCAUCAGAUGAUCACACUACAAAAAAAGAUUCUCAUGUUGAUCCAGAAGAGAAUGGUUCUGGUGAUAGCACAGAUGCUGAAAAUGAAGAUGACGACACCUUGUCUUAUAAUGUUCCUGAUCCUGAUUUCCAUGAUUUUGACAAGGAUCGUACCGAGGAAUCUUUUCAGAGUGAUCAAAUUUGGGCUACAUAUGAUGACGAAGAUGGCAUGCCUCGUUAUUAUGCAUUUAUUCAGAAAGUUCUUUCCUUGAAACCAUUCAAGCUCAGAAUAAGCUUUCUCACAUCAAGGACUAAUAGUGAAUUUGGGCCUUUGAAUUGGGUUUCUUCUGGCUUCACAAAGACAUGUGGUGAUUUCAGGAUUUGUAGGUAUGAAAACUGUGAUAUACUCAACAUGUUCUCUCACCAGAUUAAAUGGGAGAAAGGUCAACGUGGGGUCAUCAAAAUUUAUCCACAGAAAGGCGACAUCUGGGCUGUUUAUCGGAAUUGGUGCCCUGACUGGGAUGAAGGUACUCCAGACAAUGAGCUCCAUGCCUACGAUGUUGUUGAGGUACUGGAUGAUUACGAUGAAGAUCAUGGCAUUUCUGUUAUUCCAUUGGUUAAGGUUGCCGGAUUUCGAACAGUGUUUCAGCACCAUCAGAACUCGAAUGCCACCAAGAAGAUUCCGAAAGAAGAGAUGUUUCGGUUUUCACAUCAAGUGCCUUUUUACAGGAUGUCAGGGGAAGAAGCUCCAAAUGUCCCCAAGGAUAGCUAUGAGCUAGAUCCAGCUGCUAUUUCUAAAGAACUUCUUCAGGAUAUCACAGAAACAGCGAAGGAGGUAGACAGCUGAUAUUCUUAGAUGCGUUGGUUGACCUGCAAUUUUUAAGCAAUCAAGCAAAUAGUUGUUGACAUUUACUAGUUUUUAUAGUUUUCACUUCUACAGCUUUUGACCAUUACCUUUGCAUACGAGGGUUAGUAUGGGGCCAGUCAUUCAGGAGUUAGCUUCUUCUGGUGUAAUUGGGGUGCUGUGGCAUGGAUUUUGUUGUGAUAACUAUACUUAGUAACUUUAGAUGUGGAUGGAGUAUUUACGUGAAACUCAUGUGUCAGUUUCUCAGUGAAAGCCUUUGGACUAUCUAAGGUCAGUGUUGGCAUGUUUUAUUUCUUGAGAGUGGAGCUAAUGUUUUUUGUGGGGAAUGAAAAUGCUAAUCUAAAUAGUGUCUCA
Phragmites australis (common reed) is the source of this 3252-nucleotide messenger RNA. RefSeq lists its product as uncharacterized. NCBI's taxonomy places the organism in Eukaryota, Viridiplantae, Streptophyta, Magnoliopsida, Poales, Poaceae. Bases 655 to 2880 code for a protein of 741 amino acids. The record is from RefSeq and is a predicted model, not a curated record. The transcript is spliced from 2 exons.